Triticum turgidum subsp. durum (durum wheat) is the source of this 636-nucleotide messenger RNA. NCBI's taxonomy places the organism in Eukaryota, Viridiplantae, Streptophyta, Magnoliopsida, Poales, Poaceae. The record is from the annotation of a GenBank genome assembly.
AUGAGCGAGCCGGUGCCGGUGAGGCUGCUGGGCUCCUUCGGGAGCCCGUUCACGCACCGUGCCGAGGCGGCACUCAGGCUGAAGGGGGUGCCUUACGAGUUCAUCCAGGAGGACCUCCGCAGCAAAAGCGAGCUGCUGCUCCGGCACAACCCCGUGCACAAGAAGGUGCCCCUGCUCCUCCACGGCGACGACGACGACGACAUCCGCGUCGUCGCCGAGUCGCUCGUCAUCGUCGAGUACGUCGACGAGGCCUUCGAGGGCCCGCCGCUCCUGCCGGCCGACCCGCUCGCCCGCGCCGCCUCCCGCUUCUGGGCGCACGUGGAGGAGGCCAAGAAGAACCUGGCGCUCAUGGAGGCGCAGCUGGAGGGGAGGCGCUUCUUCGGAGGCGACUCCAUAGGGCUGCUCGACAUCGCCGCCAGCGGGCUCGCCUGGCUCCCCGUGCUGGAGGAGGUCGCCGGCGUGGAAACUAGCAUGAUCCGCGAGGAGGAUUACCCUGCCUUGUGCCGGUGGCGCGGGGAGUACGCCUCCGACGAGGCCGUGAUGAAGUGCUUGCCGAGCAGGGACGAGAUGGUCGCCUACUACGCGGCCAUGAAGGACCGCUUCGUGCUCCAUGCCAAGUCAAUGCACAAGAAAUAA